This is a messenger RNA of Sphenostylis stenocarpa, 579 nucleotides long. The record is from the annotation of a GenBank genome assembly. NCBI's taxonomy places the organism in Eukaryota, Viridiplantae, Streptophyta, Magnoliopsida, Fabales, Fabaceae.
AUGGCGAAAUUGGAGUGGAAAGUGAUAAUAGCGAUGAAGGGGCACCCAGGAAGUGGAAAAAGCACGUUAGCCAAAUCCAUAGCCUCGUCCCUCCGAAUCCCUCUGUUAGACAAAGACGACGUCAAAGACUGCACCCAACGCUUGACCCUAACCUCACCCCCCUCACUCCUCAACGACCUCUCCUACGACGUCAUCUGCCAGAUCGCCUCCACCCAGCUCCGCCUCGGUCUCAGCGUUCUCCUCGACUCCCCGCUCUCCCGUUCCGCGCACCUCCACCGCCUCCGCUCCCUCGCUGCCUCUCUCUCCGCCCACCUCCUCCUCAUCGAGUGCCGCCCUUCCGAUCGCCUCGAGUGGCGCCGCAGACUCGAGGCGCGCGGCCGCGACGCAGGCGGACACAAGCCCGCCACCUGGGAGGAGCUGGAGAAGCUUCUCGAAGCGUACGGAGGGUGCACGGAGUACGACGUCGGUGACGUGCCGAGGCUGGUUGUGGAUACAACCGCAAAUUUGCCUCUGGAAGAGAUCUGUUCCACUGCGUUGGAGUUUAUCUUCACUCAUGCUACUACGCCACUUGCGAUCUAG